Molecule: messenger RNA, 1718 nt
Organism: Rosa chinensis
Lineage: Eukaryota; Viridiplantae; Streptophyta; Magnoliopsida; Rosales; Rosaceae
Product: agamous-like MADS-box protein AGL65
Exons: 13
Coding region: 323-1447 (374 amino acids)
Biological process (GO): regulation of transcription by RNA polymerase II
Molecular function (GO): DNA-binding transcription factor activity, RNA polymerase II-specific; RNA polymerase II cis-regulatory region sequence-specific DNA binding; protein dimerization activity
Source: RefSeq, a predicted model, not a curated record
CGGAGAAGCUCUUCACAAUCGUAGCCCAAGAUUUUGUCUUCGGUGCUAAAAAGCCAUGCAUGCCCAACCCUCUUUGCAAACUCACAAAUCGCACCGUUCAUUUUCUCUCUCUCCUUCACUCUGUUUCUCUCUCUCUCUCUCUCUCUCUCUCUGCAGUAAAUUUCUGCUGGUUGGUUUUGCUCAUUUUCACGACCGAAAUCACAGCUUGACCCGUCGUGCUCAAAUUUAAAUCCAAAAAGAUUUCUUUUAUGGUUGUCAAGUGCUGUUGCAAUUGGGAUGAAAGCUUCAUUUGGACAAGUGUGUAUUUGUGACAUAGCCAAAGAUGGGAAGGGUUAAGUUAAAGAUAAAGAAAUUGGAGAGCAGUGGCAAUCGACAGGUUACUUAUUCGAAACGGAGAAAUGGCAUCUUGAAAAAGGCCAAGGAGUUAUCAAUCUUAUGUGAUGUAGACAUUACGCUUCUCAUGUUUUCCCCAGCUGGAAGGCCUACAUUGUUCCAAGGGGAGCGCAGCAAUUUUGAAGACAUUAUUGCAAAGUUUGCCCACUUAACUCCACAGGAGAGGGUGAAAAGGAAGUUGGAGAGCCUUGAAGUACUGAAGAAAACUUUUAAGAAGUUGGACCAUGAUGUAAAUGUACAAGAAUUUGUGGGUUCCAGCACUCAGACAGUUGAGAAUCUGACAAAUCAAGCAAGGGCAUUGCAAACCCAACUUACGGAACUGCAUAAGAGACUGAGCUUUUGGAGUAAUCCAGAGAAGGUUGAUGAUGUAGAACAGCUAAGGCAGAUGGAAGACAUGCUUAAGGAAUCAAUUAGUCGAACACAUCUGCACAAGGAAAACUUUGAAAAACAUCAACUAGCUUCACUGAAUUGCACAGGCCAGUUUCAAAAUGGAAUGCCUUCAUCUUUAAUUGUGGGCAGUGUGCAUGAAACUCAACCGAUGCCUUGGAUUUUGAAUAAUGACAAUCAACAUUUGAUAUUACCCAACGAGGCUUCCUUUCUGCCUCAUAGAGACGUGGACUGCUCUACAAAUGCCUCAGUAGCACGAUUUAAUAGUUACUUUGGCAGUGGCGCCAGCACUAGUACUAGCACUGGUAAACAAUCUGAGGUUGGUGAUCCAGGACAACUUGAUAAUAUGGGGCACAUUCCUAGUAUGGAAGGAGGUUGUGGCUUGAAUGAGUAUGACAUAAAUGCUUGUUUAAGUACAGAACUUGGCCAGCAGUAUGCGUAUCCAUCAUAUUGCAAUCCUAAUGUGCCAGACGAUAAAAAAUUGAAGCCUGGUGUGGAAAUGAACUUACCAACAAAUUCGGUGGAUUAUCAAGCAAGUAGCAACUUCGAACUGUCUCGAUCUUUGUAUGGUGAUGAGCAUCCUUCUUGGCUUUCAUCUUCCGGGCCUAGCACCAUUGCUGUAUAUGACCAGAAUACGUACCAGCAGCAACCAAACAUGAGAUUGUAGCUGGGGGAAAAAUCAUGGAAGAAUUUUACCGGCCUCCCAAACCAACCUGAUCGAUGAAGAGAAAUAUAGAGAGGUAUCCAAGAGUAUUGAUGCUCAUCGGCUCAUUGGCUCAUUGGCUUAUGGAGAUUAGUUUAAACAUGUAUAUAUAUUGUACAAGAUAUAUAGGAUCAUAGUUCAUCUGUAUAUGAACUCCAUUGGUUUCCUCAGAGCAUCCCACAUUGUAAAUUAUUACUUAUAGAAAAUGAAAGCAACAUCAUGAUGUCUUGAGCUA